Juglans microcarpa x Juglans regia is the source of this 5519-nucleotide messenger RNA. Its product is annotated as putative 1-phosphatidylinositol-3-phosphate 5-kinase FAB1D. Lineage: Eukaryota; Viridiplantae; Streptophyta; Magnoliopsida; Fagales; Juglandaceae. Gene Ontology annotation, biological process: phosphatidylinositol phosphate biosynthetic process. Gene Ontology annotation, cellular component: endosome membrane. The record is from RefSeq and is a predicted model, not a curated record. Gene Ontology annotation, molecular function: ATP binding; 1-phosphatidylinositol-3-phosphate 5-kinase activity.
UCUGCUUUUUCUUUCCCUUAAUCUCAUUCAUUCUUCCUCAUGUUUCUUCCCUCUUCUGUAUCUCUCUCUUUCUAAACUCUUUAUCCAUAAUAGUAUAUUCCUCUUGGACUCUCACACCAAAAAAACCUACUACAAUUCCUUGCUUUUUCUUUCUAAAGCAGAAAUAUCGGAACUUUGUGUGUUAAUAGAGAUUUGUAAUCUAUUUUGUUUUAUCCAUAUAUAUUUAGGAUUGAUUGAGGUGGAGGUCAGAGCCAUAUCUUUGUUCUUUUGGAUUGCUUUGAUAGUUAUAAUGUUGGACCUUGUCUAGGAAAGCCCAUUUGCUGCAUUUUUCUAUUUUGGGAUACAAUGUGUAGUAUGUGUCAUAAUUGUGGUGCGGAAUUGUCGAAGUUGGAGGAAAAGAAGAGACAGGAGAAUGGGAAUUCUCUAAAACUACAUACUGGUGGUUCUUGUAAAUUUUGCCGCAAGAAGCAAGAGGGAGAAUCUAUAAAGUGGGAUGGUGCGAGUCAGCAUGAAAAACCGAUGACCGGUCCAACUACUUCAUUGUACAGCAGUGAUAGCCUUGUAUCUAAUUGCAGUGAGUAUUCGGUCGAUGUAAAUUCAUAUGACAGGAUUAAUGGACAAGAAAUUACAAUGGAUGAUGAUAUAGAGAGUUGUAGAAGGAUGGAAAGCAACUCAAAGGAAAGCAGUUAUGGCGAUGAUAGGCAUAUUGCAAGAGAUGUGGAAAUACAGACAACUAACGGUCAGGAAGCAAAAGAUGGUGUUUCUGGAAAUCAUGACCAAUCCUCUGCUGAAGUACCUGAGAAAUUUCAGUCUAUUGACGGUGAACUGGUUGCCGAAAUCUGGGAACCUCCGGAAGCAGAAGACCCAGAGGAUGACAUGGAGGGGAGCAUGGCUUAUAAUGAUGACGAUGAUGACGAUGAUGACGAGUGUGGUGAUGGGAGUAAUUGGGGCAAACCAUUUACUUUGAGUCGCUUUAGAGAUGAACGCAGUGGGAGUUACAAGUUUAAAGUGGAAAAACAGAGGGCAAUGGAAGAAGUGAUAAAUGGGAAGUUCAGGGCACUUGUAUGUCAUCUUCUGAAAUCUGUGGGUGUUGGCUCUUCUGGGGAAGAUGGUGAAAGUUGGGAGGAUAUAGUUACUUCUUUAUCAUGGGAAGCUGCUUCAUUUUUGAAGCCUGAUACUAUUGAUGGCAAAGUAAUGGAUCCAAUCGGUUCUGUGAAAGUGAAAUGCAUUGCAACUGGUUCUCGCGGCCAAAGCCGUUUAGUAAAAGGAUUGGUCUUCAAAAAGCAUGCUGCUCACAAGCAUAUGCCUACUAAGUACGAGAAUCCAAAGUUGUUACUGAUCAGUGGUGUCCUUGGUCAAUCUUCUAGUGGGUUGUCGUCAUUUGCUUCAAUGGCACAGGAGGAAAAGGGUUAUCUGAAGUCGCUCAUUGAUAUGAUAGAAUCAUGCCAUCCAAAUGUGAUUUUGGUAGAAAAAACUGUUUCUCGUGAUAUCCAAGAGUCUAUUCGUGCAAAAGGAAUGACUCUGGUCUCUGAUAUGAAGCUUCAUCGCCUAGAGAGAAUUGCCCGUUGUACUGGUGCACCAAUUCUAUCAUCUGAUACUUUGACCUGUCAAAAGCUAAAGCAAUUCAAGUCUUUUUAUAUUGAGAAAUUUGUAGAGGAACAUGCCCCUUGUGGUGAAGGGGGUAAGAGGCCAAGUAAAACGUUGAUGUUUCUUGAAGGCUGUCCUACGCGUCUUGGUUGUACGAUUUUGCUGAAAGGCUCACACAGUGAUGAAUUGAAGCGGAUUAAAUGUGUUGUGCAGUGUGCUGUUAUCGCGGCGUACCACAUAAUUCUUGAGACAUCUUUCCUUGUUGAUCAGAGGGCAAUGUUCUCUACAAUUCAGUUUCCUGAAGUGGAGAAUGUCCUGCCGACUGAUCAACAAUCCCCUAAUUUAGGAUCUGGGAACUCAAGUGUUCCUUGUAAUGGUGAUUGUACCACAAAUGGGACAUGUACAGUUGAUAUUCCGAUCUCCAAUGGAUUCCAUGCUGAAAAUAACCACAAUUCAAACUUAGAUUCGGAAAGCAACUCCCCCUUAGCUUAUGAACCAUAUAAUCCAGCCAUUUUUACUGGGUUUUCAUCUCUUUCAGCUUCGUUAAAGAAAGUUGUUGGGGAAAGUUUCCCUUUUGCAUCCUCUACUUCGUAUCAGUCCCUUUCAUCAUACUUUGGAUUCAAUGGAAGUGAAUCCAACGGUCAUAUAAGUAAAGCUGCUUCUCUUUUAACAACUCCAGAGGCAGCUGACGACUGUGAUAUGGAGGCUAAAGGUAGUUCUGAUGAAGAAAAGUCACUUGAUGGUGGGCAAGUCUCUUUAGAAAUAAAAAUAGAUGGUACUAAUGAAGACCAAAUGCAAAGUUAUGAUGAUGUCAACGCGGUGAUGGAUUCUCAGAGUAUUUUGGUUUUGAUGUCUAGACGGAAUGCUUUGAGAGGGACAAUCUGUGAGCAGAGCCAUUUUUCUCAUAUUAUGUUCUACAAGAAUUUUGAUGCCCCUCUUGGAAAGUUUCUGAGGGAUAAUUUACUCAAUCAGAGAAGCCAGUGUGCCACAUGUGGUGAAUUACCUGAAGCUCAUUUUUACCAUUAUGCUCAUCAUAGUAAGCAGCUUACCAUACAAGUUAAACGUCUUCUUGAGGGAAAGCAUUUGCCUGGGGAAGCAGAAGGGAAGCUUUGGAUGUGGAGUUGCUGUGGCAAAUGUAAACCCAGAAAUGGAACCACAAAAUCUACAAAACGAGUGUUGAUUUCCACUGCUGCUCGUAGUCUGUCAUUUGGAAAAUUCUUGGAGCUCAAUCUCUCUCUCUCCUCUUCAUCUAGCAGAUUAUCCAGCUGUGGCCAUUCUCUGCAAAGGGACUUCCUUUACUUCUUUGGGUUAGGCCCAAUGGCUGCAAUAUUCAAGUACUCUACUGCCACGAUAUAUAAUGUUUCUUUGCCUCCUCAGAAGCUGGACUUUAGAAAUUUAGUCAGACAAGAGUGGCUGAAGAAAGAAACCAUGAAUGUGUACACAAAAGGGAUGUCAAUGUUCACAGAGGUCGCAAACUCUUUGAAGAGGAUCAGAUCUCAAUUUUCAGGCAAACCUCUAAACUUGCAAGGCGUAUUACUAGACUUAUCUGACAUUGAAGAUUUGUUGAAGCAGGAAAGAUCUGAGUUUGAGGUAAACAUUCAGAAUGCUGUUUUUAAGAAUGGGAAUCCAGACCAGACUGUUUACAAACUUCUCAGCUUGAACCAAUUAUUAUGGGAGCUUCUGCUUGAAUCUUGCAUUUGGGAUCGACGCUUGCAUUCUUUACUCUCAUCUGAUCCUGCAGCAGGCGACUCUAUUACUGCUGAGAAAGUAAGGCUGAAACAAGUCAACUUAAGGAUGGAUGGCCCUGCUGCUGGAGGCAAUGUGGGCACAGAAACAAUUUUGGAGAACGGUAAUGUUGGCUUUGAUGACAGUGCUGAUUUGAUAGUUAAUUUAGACACAGUUGAAGGUCAAGCUUCAGAAUCUAGUGCUGGAGGUGAUUUAUUUAAUACAUCCAAUGUGGCUGAGAGUGAGAUGCCUACUGUGGAUCUAAGUAGAAAUAUAUCAUCUAAAGAUGGGUUCGUUGCAGAACAGAAUGGCUCUGCCCAUUGCGAGUCUCAGUCUGGUGAUGAUAACUGCCAAGCAAUGGCUCUUCCUUCGUUUGAUCAUGUACAAGUGGACAGAUCAAUUCCCAUUUCCGCAGGUCUUGGGAAUACUGAUGAUGUUUCUGAGUUACAUGGAUCAAAGCAGGAUAGAUCUUUGCAUUCUGCAACGUCCAGCUUAAGAAAUUCGUCUGGAUGGCCUUGGACACCAUUCUCAGAAAUACAGCCAGUAGACAUGAAGGAUAUCCUGAAAGGUUACUUGCAGAAACCCGAAUCUAUCAGUAGAUAUACUCCAGAAUACAUUCCCACAGCCUAUCAACUGAUCAUUGAGGAAGGCCCAAGGCUGCAUAUCCCUCUUGAAAGUGAUAAUUUUAUCGUGUCAGACUAUGAGGGUGAACUCUCAAGCGUAAUUGCAUGUGCUCUGGCCUCCUUGGAGGAUCAGCAUGUUCCUUUAGAAGCUCUUGAUGGGGAUAGGAGGAGAGAGAAUGGAAUGGUAGCCAAGUCAUUUGAAAGUUUACACAGCCUACCUCGAAUUUCCCUUUUUCCUUCCCUGUAUUGGUCUUCUAAUGGUUCUUCAGAUUCAGAUUCAGUCUAUUCUACACCUAGCAUUUCUUUAGAAGACUCACGGUUCUCCAGUUUUGAUCGGUUGAAUUUGUUGGAUUCUCAUAUUCCUCCUGAACCUUUUAAUCCAGUUGUCAACUUGCAUGGGAAGGGUAAAUACUCAGUAGCUUGUCUCUAUGCCAAUGAGUUCCGUGACCUACGCCGUCGCUGCUGCCCAUCUGAGGUUGACUACAUUGCUUCCCUUAGCCGUUGUAGGAACUGGGAUGCCAAAGGUGGGAAGAGCAAAUCUUUUUUCGCUAAAACAUUAGAUGACAGGUUUAUCAUAAAGGAGAUUAAGAAGACAGAAUUUGAUUCGUUUAUGAAGUUUGCUCGGGAUUAUUUCAAGUACAUGAAUCAGUCAUUUGAAUUGGGGAACCAAACGUGCCUUGCCAAAGUUCUUGGGAUCUAUCAGGUAAAUAUAAGACAGGCAAGAAGUGGGAAAGAGAACAGGCAUGAUUUGAUGGUCAUGGAGAAUCUUAAUUUUGGUCGGAAAAUCACUCGCCAGUAUGAUCUUAAAGGUGCUCUUCAUGCUAGGUACACUGCAGCAGCUGAUGGUUCUGGCGACGUUCUUUUGGAUCAGAACUUUGUCAAUGACAUGAAUUCCUCCUCUCCCUUAUAUGUUAGUAAUAAAGCCAAGCGUUUCUUGGAACGAGCUGUUUGGAAUGACACAGCUUUCCUUAAUUCUAUAAAUGUUAUGGAUUAUUCUUUACUUGUGGCUGUGGAUACUGGGCGGCGGGAACUUGUAUGUGGUAUCAUUGAUUACCUAAGGCAGUAUACCUGGGACAAGCAACUGGAGACUUGGGUGAAAUCUUCCCUUGUUCCGAAGAAUGUUUUGCCGACUGUCAUCUCUCCAAAAGAGUACAAGAGGAGAUUCAGAAAGUUCAUGUCUUUGCAUUUCUUGUGCGUCCCAGAUUAUUGGUGCUCAGAAUUAUCCUCCGACCCAUGUGAACCUUGUGGUGUCAGAGAUGAUCAUAUUUUUCAACCAAAAUCCCAGCCCCAGAGGGAAGGAAGGCUUAAUGGUUUUUCUACAUGAGUCUUUUAACUGUUAAUAUUGAUUAUUAUUUUGCUGCUGCUCACUCCUACAGUUUACAUAUAGUGUAAAUAGAUGAGCAUCUUGGUUUAUAUGCCAACCCUGUUAUUCUGCGAUUUUUAGUGGAUUUCUGGGGAUAGAUUCAUUUUUCUAGGUCCAAAGUCCACUUUGAGAUAAGUUUUUGUAAAGUCUUUUGAGAAUUCAUAGAGUUGCGAUAGUUGGAAGACUAGUGAUAAUAUCAAUGAAAAGUUGCAGCCCCCAAA